GAAGCAUGGCGGGGAAGGCAUUGGUAUUUCGAAAUUCUUGUCGGUUUUUUAGAUAUAGAAAGUUGUCAAGAAUUUUAGUAGCAAAACGACAUGUUAGUACCGAUGCAGAUUAUACGACGGACGAAAGGAGCACACAUUUUGGUUUUCAGCAUGUUUCUGAAAAGGAAAAAGAAGAAAAAGUUUACAAAGUCUUUGAAAAUGUUGCAAGUAAAUACGACCAGAUGAAUGAUGCUAUGAGUUUUGGAGUUCAUCGUUUGUGGAAAGAUCACUUCAUGCGACGGCUUUCCCCAGCAAGUGGUACAAAGCUUCUAGAUGUAGCAGGAGGCACAGGUGACAUAGCCUUCAGAUUCUUAGAAUUCCUAAAUAAUCAAGGGGAAUCAUUUACUAAGGACAUUUACCCAGAUAUUGUAGACUUGGCCUCUGCGGAGAAAUCAGUUGAAGAAAGUGACAGUAUGCCUGAGCAUUUUUUAAAAUCUUCUGUCACAGUUUGUGAUAUAAAUCAAGCUAUGCUAGAUGUUGGAAAAGAGAAAGCUCAAAAUAUGGGUUUUACCUCAGGUGGGUCUAAUGAUAUAGUUAUGGACUUAAAUAAUUUAUACAUGGAAAGUUCAUCUCCUCCAGCGUGAAAG
Molecule: messenger RNA, 626 nt
Organism: Lingula anatina
Lineage: Eukaryota; Metazoa; Brachiopoda; Lingulata; Lingulida; Lingulidae
Product: 2-methoxy-6-polyprenyl-1,4-benzoquinol methylase, mitochondrial
Biological process (GO): ubiquinone biosynthetic process
Molecular function (GO): 2-methoxy-6-polyprenyl-1,4-benzoquinol methyltransferase activity
Source: RefSeq, a predicted model, not a curated record